This is a messenger RNA of Epithele typhae, 1515 nucleotides long. Its product is annotated as SET domain-containing protein. Gene Ontology annotation, molecular function: protein binding; protein-lysine N-methyltransferase activity. Bases 1 to 1515 code for a protein of 504 amino acids. NCBI's taxonomy places the organism in Eukaryota, Fungi, Basidiomycota, Agaricomycetes, Polyporales, Epitheliaceae. The transcript has 10 exons. Gene Ontology annotation, biological process: peptidyl-lysine monomethylation. Gene Ontology annotation, cellular component: nucleus. The record is from RefSeq and is a predicted model, not a curated record.
AUGGAAAGCCUUGGAGCAAGUGAAUUGGUUGCCUGGUUCCAAUCUCAAAAUGGCACGCUUGACUCAGAGAGUAUGGGCAUCGUAACUUUUCGCGGCCAAGGACGCGGCGCGAUCGCCCUGAAAAACAUCCCGGAGGAUCACGUACUGUUCAGCUUCCCCCGUGAUCUGACGCUCUCGACACGAACUUCCACACUCCCUUUGCUCAUGGGCGACGCGUGGAAAGCGCAUGGACUGCACGAAGGCUGGGCCGGACUCAUUCUUUGCAUGAUGUGGGAGGAGUCGCGCAGCGCGGAGUCCAAAUGGUCUGGGUACCUUGCCGCGUUGCCCCAGACGUUUGACACGCCCAUGUUCUGGCCGGAGGAAGACCUGAAGGAGCUGCAAGGCACUGCUGUGGUAGACAAAAUAGGCAGGGGUGAAGCUGAGCGGGACUACCACGAGAAACUAGUGCCUGCGAUAAAGAGUCGCCUCGACUUGUUCCCUGAGCAACUCAUUCCCCAGUACUUCACGCCCGAGCGGUAUCACCUAAACGGUAGCCGCAUCCUCUCGCGCAGUUUCCAUGUCGAGAAGUGGAAACGCGAGCACGGCGAAGAAGAUGACAACGACGACGAUGCCGCAAAAGAGCCCGGAAACGAUAGCGCCAUGGACAUCGACGUACCCGAGGCGACUGAGUCUGCGCCCCAGCCUCCGCCACCGGAGAUCGACGCCGAACGAGAAGAACCAGACGCGGAGGAGGUCCACGUCGAGGGAUUCGACGAAGACUCCGACGAUGAAGACCGGGAGGACCCUGCUGACGUCGCGAUGGUCCCCAUAGCGGACAUGCUCAACGCGCGAUUCGAGUCGGAAAACGCGAAGCUUUUCUACGAGGAGCAUGAGUUGAAGAUGAUGUCCACAAGACCCAUCAAGAUCGGAGAACAGAUAUGGAACACAUAUGGCGACCCACCAAAUUCAGACCUCCUCCGCCGAUAUGGCCACGUCGACCUCGUACCCCUUCGUCCGCCACUCAAGGGCGUCGGAAACCCUGAAGACGUAGUUGAGGUCCGCGCCGACCUAGUGGUGAAGAUCGCGUCGAAAAGGGUCAAACACAACCUGCAAGAACGAGUGGACUGGUGGCUAGAGGAAGCCGACGACGAUGUGUUCGUGCUUCGUACAGGCUGCCAGCUCCCGGACGAAUUCGUGUCCUUCGAGCGCCUCCUCUUGCUUCCGAAAGACGACAAGCUGCCGAAACCGAAGGCUGACAAGGAGUCGAUCGUAAUUGCUAUUGAGGCUCUUGAAAUGCGAAUGGAGGAGUACGCGACAAGCAUAGAGGAGGAUGAGCAGCUACUCGAGCCCAGGAGUGUAAACCAGCUGUCUGUGAACAAAAAGAACGCCGUUAUCGUGCGCCUUGGCGAGAAGAGGAUAUUGCGGGGGGCGAUUGAGCAGUUGCGAUUGCAGUUGGAGAGCUUCUCCAAACGCACUACAAAGAAGCGCAGUCGCGAGGAGGAGAAGGACGGGAAAGGGAAGAAGGCAAAGAUAUGA